Messenger RNA from Sorex fumeus (smoky shrew), 1666 nucleotides. RefSeq names its product four and a half LIM domains 3 (gene FHL3). The transcript is spliced from 6 exons. Gene Ontology annotation, biological process: actin cytoskeleton organization. Bases 98 to 940 code for a protein of 280 amino acids. The record is from RefSeq and is a predicted model, not a curated record. Gene Ontology annotation, molecular function: transcription coregulator activity; actin binding. Gene Ontology annotation, cellular component: nucleus; Z disc; stress fiber. NCBI's taxonomy places the organism in Eukaryota, Metazoa, Chordata, Mammalia, Eulipotyphla, Soricidae.
UCCCACUCGCCCACACAGUCCGUCUGCAGCCGGCAGCGUCGCGGGCAGCGCGCUCAGCCCCGGCUCGGCCCGGCCCCCAGGGUCCUUCGCAGCUACCAUGAGUGAAGCCUUUGACUGUGCAAAAUGCAGCGAGUCCCUGUAUGGCCGCAAGUACAUCCAGACGGACAGCGGCCCUUACUGCGUGCCCUGCUAUGACAGCACCUUCGCCAACACCUGCGCUGAGUGCCAGAAGCUUAUCGGUCAUGACUCCAGGGAGCUGUUCUACGAAGAUCGUCACUUCCACGAGGACUGUUUCCGCUGCUGCCGCUGCCAGCGCUCCCUCGCAGACGAGCCCUUCACCUGCCAGGACAGCGAGCUGCUCUGCAAUGACUGUUACUGCAGCGCCUUCUCCUCGAAGUGCUCCGCGUGUGGCGAGACCGUCAUGCCCGGGACCCGGAAGCUGGAGUAUGGAGGCCAGACGUGGCAUGAGCAGUGCUUCCUGUGCAGUGGCUGCGAGCAGCCGUUGGGCUCCCGUUCCUUUGUGCCCGACAAGGGUGCUCACUACUGCGUGCCCUGCUAUGAGAACAAGUUUGCGCCUCGCUGCGCCCGCUGCAGCAAGACGCUGACACAGGGAGGCGUGACAUACCGCGACCAACCCUGGCACCGAGAAUGCCUGGUGUGCACCGGGUGCCAGACGCCCCUGGCGGGGCAGCAGUUCACCUCACAGGGUGACGAUCCCUACUGUGUCACCUGCUUUGGAGACCUCUUUGCACCCAAAUGCUGCAGCUGCAAGCGCCCCAUCACAGGACUUGGGGGCGGCAAGUAUGUGUCCUUCGAAGACCGCCACUGGCACCACAGUUGCUUCUCCUGCGCCCGCUGUUCUACAUCCCUGGUGGGCCAAGGCUUUGUGCCCGAUGGUGACCAAGUGCUGUGCCAGGGCUGCAGCCAGGCAGGGCCCUGAGUGUGGGCCCUGGCACCAGCCCCAGCUCCAGGACUAAGGGUCCUUUCCUAAACCACCUCUGGGACCCAGCCCCUGUCCAAAUUGGGGCUCAACUUGGGUUCUAGGAUUCAACCUCCCCACUCCCAGCAACUGCCAACUGGUACUUCCUGACCCAGGAACCCCCACCCCCAACCCCACCCAUAGCCCUAGUGGAGUAGAGCCUCCAUGACAAAUCUGGUAACCUUUAACCCCAGAACUGGCCCUCUUUCCCUAGAGGCUGGGUUUCUAAGUCAUGCUCCCACCCCAAUUCAGGGCUUGAGACCCCAGCCUCCAGACCUGGACUCUGGGACCCAGGCCCCCUUCAUCUAGAUUUGGCUCCAGACACUUUAGGUCAACACUGUGUGCCUGUUGGUCCCCCAAAGUGGACGGUUCUGGCCCGGGAUGUGGCUCAGUGGUCAAGUACAUGCCUUGGGCCUGUGAGGUGUUGAAUUCAAUCCUUGGCACCAUGUUUUGUUUUGUUUAAAAGUGGACUAUCAUGAAAGUUGACUCUCCCCACUCCAUCCCACUUCAUCCCAGGGCUGGGUAGAUCAAGGCUUCACUGGCCAAGGAGCCCUGGGGGUGCUCCCAGCCAGCCCUGCCCUUUCAGUGUUUUCUCAUUUCAUUUCCGCUCCAGUUUGCCCAGAGAUGGGCAGAGGGGUGGGACUGGCGUAGCCCCUUCAGGAUUCUGCAAUAAAGCAGUGAAGAAGC